AUGAAUCGCCUGAGCCAGGAAGCGAGGGCAAGCCUCAGCCCGGCUGCUCGGGAGGGGCUGCAGCUGGUGUUCAGUGCCCGUGCAGAGGAGCAGGAAAAGCGGAUGCAGGCCUUGAGGUUAGUGGCCGAGAAGCAGAUGAGGGACAUGGAGGAGCUCCAGGCCUCCCAACAGGCUCGCAGGCAAGCCUGGAAAAAAGAGAAAGCCGACCUCGUCCAGGUCAUUGAUGAUGCCAGACACGAGGAGUUCCUCAAGAUGAGCGACGAGUUCACUCAAGUGCAGGCUGACCUGAACGCGGCCAUGGAGAAGCUGCAGAAGGCAAAUGGGGAACGUGAAGCCGUGGAGAAGGAGAAGGAGGAGGAGAAGGAGGUGGAGGAGAAGCAGGAGGAGGAGGAGGAGGAGGAGGAGAAGGAGGAGAGCAAACACAUCCUCUCCCAGCCUGAGGUACCUGCUGCUGCAGAGCCAGACAUGAUGAUGACUGUGGAGGAGACAGGACAAGCUGUCACAGACACCCAGAAGAACUUGUCCCAUGACGACGAGAGGGACACUGACACCUCAGGAAUACUACUGGCUGUUGCUGCCAACAGGCAAAGGAUGCUCAAGGACGUGAAGGAUCAGAAAUGGAUGGAGGGGGAGAAUGUGAUCUCUGAGGUGGCCGGCAUCCCUGAGGACCAAGUGUUUGAGGAGCAACCACAGGACAGCACGCCAUACCCAACUGAUGUGGAGUUUCACCAGCUCCAGGUGGAUAUGGAGUUCCUCCGCUUGGAGAAGCAGUCUCUCUUUGACAAGAUCGCUGCGAGGUUUAUGAAGAAGAAGGAGGGCGUCGCCGCAGAGUUUGCCAAGAAACAGAAGGAAAUCCUGGCUGCUCACGUAAAAGAGAGGAGAAAGCAGAAUGAGAAGAUGAGGAAACAGAUGGAGAAAACACACAAGGCCGAACUUAAAGAGCAGAAGAAACGAGAGGCCAAAAUAAGAAAGGAGGCCAAGAAGGCCGCAGCGGCAGAAGAAGGCAGGCAGACAAGAUGUUGCUUCUGCUUCUGCUUCUAAUCUGUGCUUGAAAUCUCCCCCUCAUUUGACAAGUAACCAAGAUUCAUGUCAUGAUUGAUGCCUGACGAAGAUCCAGGGUGAUCGAAACUUUGCGGUUAUAAUCUACUUUACUAAUCUACUUUGAUUGACAACAUCAGCAAAUCAAAUUGAGUAAAAUGUAUUUCGGUCAAAGCCUGUUUUGAGUGUUUAUGUU
Messenger RNA from Engraulis encrasicolus (European anchovy), 1234 nucleotides. Its product is annotated as glutamic acid-rich protein-like. The record is from RefSeq and is a predicted model, not a curated record. Lineage: Eukaryota; Metazoa; Chordata; Actinopteri; Clupeiformes; Engraulidae. The coding region runs from base 1 to 1041 and encodes 346 amino acids. The transcript is spliced from 3 exons.